AUGCCCCCAGAAGUACCGCAUUACCGUUCUCUUGCCACUCCUCUUGUGAAGUCCUCACCUCCGAUCUCACCUGAAUCACAAUUCAAUAUACCCGUUGGCCGCAAAUAUUUCAAAGGAAGUAAGAGUAUGGCAAUUCCAGGAAGAAAACUUAUACCUUCUGUUGUCUUCAUCUUGGUAUGCAUCUCCAUCCUCCGACUUCUUAGAAUUGCUAUCACCACCUCACCUUCCGCCCCUUUGCCUCCUACUCUACAACACACAUGUUCUACUCCUUCUCCGGCCUGUGAGAAGGCUCCAUUUCAUACAACUAGCAACCAAACAAGACAACAGAAAAUCGCUGCCGAUGAACGUAGUCUCACAAAAAAGGAAUUUAAACUUCUAUCUGAUCUCAUUAAACGCAAAGCCCCCUGCAACCUCCUUGUUUUUGGAGCAGAGCCCCAGUACCUGAGAUUGUCCUCCAUCAACUCAGGUGGCACCACAAUCUUUCUAGAGGAUGAUCCUGACAAAAUAAGCGCUGCUAGAGCAAAAACCAACAACACUCAAAUCCACAAGAUUGAAUACCAUACACCUGCAAAGAAGGCUUACAAGCUGCUUGAGCAUGCAAGGAAAAGUCCAGCUUGUGCACCAAACCCAGAAAUGCUUCAGAAUUCAUCUUGCAAACUUGCAUUGAAAAACCUGCCACGUGUAAUAUAUGAGCUUCAAUGGAAUGUGGUGGUGGUGGAUGGACCAAGUGGUCACUCACCAGAGGCAACAGGCAGAAUGGGGGCAAUCUACACAGCUAGUAUGAUAGCAAGAGCUGGGAACACAACAGAUGUACUGGUACAUGAUGUUGAUCGGACAAUUGAGAAGUGGUUUUCCUGGGAGUUUCUGUGUGAUGAGAACUUGGUUGCUUCAAAGGGGAAACUCUGGAAUUUUAGGAUCUCAGGUAAAUCAAAUUCUUCAGAUUUUUGCUCAGACCACAUGGUUGCGAUUGAGUGA
Populus euphratica (Euphrates poplar) is the source of this 975-nucleotide messenger RNA. Its product is annotated as glucuronoxylan 4-O-methyltransferase-like protein (DUF579). Gene Ontology annotation, biological process: xylan biosynthetic process. Bases 1 to 975 code for a protein of 324 amino acids. The transcript has a single exon. NCBI's taxonomy places the organism in Eukaryota, Viridiplantae, Streptophyta, Magnoliopsida, Malpighiales, Salicaceae. The record is from RefSeq and is a predicted model, not a curated record.